AUGCCGGGAAAAUAUAUCGAAAACUACAACCAUGUCCCAGAGACCAAGGAAGAUCUUGAUUACGCAGAGCUCAUCACCCUCGAUUUGGAACUUUAUGAGCAACCAGGAGGAAAGGAAAAGCUCGUGAAGCAACUGGACCAUGCAGUUCGAAAUGUUGGGUUCUUCUACGUGAAGAAUUUCGGCAUCAGCCAGGAAGAGGUGGAUCGCCAGUUUGCUUUUGGACGCGAAUUUUAUGCCCUUCCACUUGAGGAAAAGCUGAAGUUUCACAAUGCCGAAGACCUCGCGAGAGGCGAAUACAAUGGAUACAGACCAGCUGGACACAGAAUCCUCGGAAAUGGUAUCAAAGACAAUGUGCAGGUAUACAAUAUUCCAAAGUUUGAUGGUCACCACCAGCGACAGCAGCCUCCCGUCCUUGCUGAAAAUAUCGAAGAAAUUGAGGCCUUUAGCCGGAAAUGCCACACCGAAGUUGUAGAGAAGCUUCUCCGCCUCUUCGCAAUUCUACUCGAGCUUCCUGAUGAAGAUCAGCUCGUGCGCGACCAUCAAUAUGAUGUCAAGGGCGAGGAUCACCUACGUUACAUGCACUAUGCAGCCCGCAGCGUAGAAGAGAACAAGAAAGUGGGCGAACUAUAUAGCCCGGGCCAUACAGAUCUUGGGACUGUAACCCUUCUCUUCCGCCAGCCAGUUUCAGGUCUCCAGAUUCUCAAUUCUGAGGGCCAAUGGAAAUAUGUCAAGCCUCAGAAUGCCACAUUGACAGUCAACACUUGUGACAGUCUGACUGCUCUCACAGGCGGGUUGAUCAAGAGUAGUGUUCACCGUAUCAGGCUCACAUUGACUGACUGGGGGUUCUCUAUUUUGCUCGGUACGAUAAUCUUUCCCAACAAUCAUAUUGUCCUGGACCCAAUCCAGAACAGCCCCGUUCUCCAGAGGCUUGGCUUGACCACUAACGCUUUCACUGAGCUGGGUCAACAUCUAACCACCGAGCAGUGGGUUCAGGUUCGACAGACACAGCAGCAACGCCGCAACCGCGAUGUGAAGGUUACUACUGAAGGAAAGUAUACCUACAAGCCUAAGGACCUUGAGAUCAUUCCGGGGUUGCAAGCUACUAUCUACAACUAG
This is a messenger RNA of Penicillium canescens, 1116 nucleotides long. RefSeq lists its product as uncharacterized. Gene Ontology annotation, molecular function: dioxygenase activity. Bases 1 to 1116 code for a protein of 371 amino acids. The transcript has 8 exons. The record is from RefSeq and is a predicted model, not a curated record. Lineage: Eukaryota; Fungi; Ascomycota; Eurotiomycetes; Eurotiales; Aspergillaceae.